GGGUUCGGGAAUUUAAACCUUUGCCUUUUCCUUCGUUGUUUUUUGUUCAAAUUGUUGCACACGCGGCGACAGCAGCAGAAACGGAAGCGACAGUGAGAUAGUGAGAGAGUGAGAUAGUGAGAGAGUGAGAGAGAGAGGGAGAACACGUGGCUAGCCGUGUUGCACAACAUCGUGUUCUGAAUGCAGUUAGUUAUGCAAACAUUGUGCAACACUGGCCAGCCUGCCUGUCAUUCACAGGCUGUACCAACCCUCUGCCUGCCUCCUCGCUCGGCAAACUUUUUCACAAUGGAUCGCGCAACAAAUACGAAUAGAAACCCGCUUUAUGAAUCGAUUCUGGAGCCGCGCAGACGCCGUGUCAUAUUCGAGCUGGCGGUCGCACCGGAGCCGCACAUCUCCCAACGGCCCGAGGACAGCGGCGCCGCGUUUCGGCGUUUCGUGCUGGACGUGCCGAAUCCGCUGGACAAGCGGCUGCUGAUCGUCUCCCUGUUCAAUGGGCCCGCCGAUGCCAACUUUCGCUCGCUGAUGGUCGAGCUGAAUGGCGGCCUGCAGGAGGUGCUGCGCGCCGAGGCCGAUUCUGCGACAAAGGAGGCUGCCAGAGUUGCCAGACCGAUUGAAUUUGCGCACAAGCAGACUAGCGUGACGCCCGCGCCCGCGCUCGAGGGCGGCUCGAGCACAGACACCUCCUCCGAGACGGAGCACUCCCAUUAAUAGCAGACAUCCAAAUACCCUAUGCAAUAAACGUGCCGGCACUUGUCUGCGAUUGACACGCAAAUCGAGCAGCCAUUUAGGCUGUCAGUUAUCCAUAUCAGAAUAUAUAUACAUAUAUAUAUAUCUAUAUCUAUAUCCAUGGGCUAGUCAAGUUGGCAGCGUGCCAGCGCGAGCCAAAUGUUGCUUGCGGCACACACGACUGACUUUUGCCACUCGCUAUUUAACUUCUCCCUCUCUCUCUCUCUCUUUCUCCCCCUCUCUCUCUCUCUCUCUCUUUCUCUCUUUGGUAAAUUACAGGCAACUGCAGCCUGCAGGCGCUUUUAAUCAGCUGAUCGCGGUUUUGUGUGAAUGGCAAAGCGACGCGCGACCAAUCAGAGCAGCCCCUCAAUAACUGUCUAUCUGUGUGUGUGUGUGUGCGUGUG
Messenger RNA from Drosophila novamexicana, 1130 nucleotides. RefSeq lists its product as uncharacterized. The record is from RefSeq and is a predicted model, not a curated record. NCBI's taxonomy places the organism in Eukaryota, Metazoa, Arthropoda, Insecta, Diptera, Drosophilidae. Bases 181 to 708 code for a protein of 175 amino acids. The transcript is spliced from 2 exons.